Messenger RNA from Carcharodon carcharias (great white shark), 1994 nucleotides. RefSeq names its product forkhead box Q1b (gene foxq1b). Gene Ontology annotation, biological process: cell differentiation; anatomical structure morphogenesis; regulation of transcription by RNA polymerase II. NCBI's taxonomy places the organism in Eukaryota, Metazoa, Chordata, Chondrichthyes, Lamniformes, Lamnidae. The coding region runs from base 392 to 1369 and encodes 325 amino acids. The record is from RefSeq and is a predicted model, not a curated record. Gene Ontology annotation, molecular function: DNA-binding transcription factor activity, RNA polymerase II-specific; RNA polymerase II cis-regulatory region sequence-specific DNA binding. The transcript has a single exon.
ACAACCCCCUCUCUGAGGUGUGGUAAUGGCUGGAUCGAGCACUGAUAUUACACAGGUCUGAGCGAGUCUCUGGAGACUUAAGGGGGUUUGUCCCUCACACAAGCGAACUACCUGGACGCGCUGAAACUUCAACAACAACAAAAAAAACAACCUCAACUGAAAGCGGUCUCCGCUUUCCAAUCACUUUAACAAGACAACGUCGCCUAGUGCAAGGUGCUCAGCGGCUGGCCGAGAGGGGAAAAGGACCAAUUUUAUUUCGAUUCGCCUUUGUUUUGCAACGUAGAGGCACAUCUCAGGCUCUCCAACACCCCCCUCCCAGUCACUGGCACCUGGGAUACUCCUCGGGUUUGCGGAAGUAACUGUGAAGCUAAGUGCAGCACCCAGUGCCACCAUGAACUUGGAGGUUUUCGCCGGGAGGGGAUUCGGAGAUAAACCGGCCGAGGUUUGCAGCGACUCGGAAGGCAGUGUUCCCUCGCCCCUGUCCGUGGAAGAGGAGCUGGGAUCCGAUGGGGACUGUGCGGCCAACAGCCCGGCACCUACUAACCCGGGCUCCGAGGGGAAAGCCAAAACAUACACCAGGCGCCCCAAACCCCCGUACUCCUACAUUGCCCUGAUCGCCAUGGCUAUCAGGGACUCUGCCCCCGGCCGCCUGACCCUGGCUGAGAUCAACGACUACCUGAUGAAGAAAUUUCCCUUCUUUCGAGGUACUUACACUGGCUGGAGGAACUCAGUCCGUCACAACCUGUCCCUGAACGACUGCUUCGUCAAAGUCCUCCGUGACCCAUCCAGACCCUGGGGCAAGGACAACUACUGGAUGCUGAACCCCAACAGUGAGUACACUUUCGCGGACGGGGUCUUCCGCCGCAGGAGGAAACGCAUUGGCCGCAAACUCCUCAAGGAAGCCGGGCCGGGAGACAAACGCAUGGAGGUCAUGCCCGGCGUCAUUUCAGGGUCCAGCAAGGAUGAGGGAGCCGGCUCCAAGUUCUCCAGCUCCUUCGCCAUUGACAGCAUCCUGAGCACGCCCUUCCAGAGGCGAGAGGACAAGGUGUUAGAAGACAAAGUCGCCUGCAACGUUGGCAGACUGUUCUGGUCCAGCAGAGCCUUGCUGCCCUACCCGCUCAUGCCCUACACUGCCGCUGCCCCGGUGCCGCCGCUGUUCCCCAUGAGCCCCGGUGCUAACUCAAUACUUCAGCCCUACCGCUUCCCCGCCUCCGAGCCGGGCUUGCUGCAGUCCCGAGGCACUCAUUUCCCCACGAAAUGCUUUCAGGACACGAUUCCGGUCUCGGAAACAUACCCUUGCCUCGGAGUGCCAACGGCGAUGCAUCCUCAUCCUUACCACCCGUACAAGAUCGAAUCGCUCAUCGUUUAGAAGACGAACUUAAAAACAAGAAUAAAAACCAAGCAAACUCCAAGGGGAAGAGAAAUGGACCCCCUCUUAUCGCACUUUUGUUUUUAGAACUUUAUAGACUUUUCAAUCCCUUCCCACCCAUCCCGAGAAUCGCUAUGUGUUGAUUCGAAUAUUUGUCCCAGAUAUUUGUCUGGUUUUUUUUUCUGUACAUCGACCAAACAGUCGUUCUGGUCCUUACCAAAAGCACCAUUAUAUUACAGGGAUUCUAGUAAAGUUAUCAAUCAAUUCUGAACAGGUAGUUUUUUUUUAAAUGUGCGAUCAACUGGGCAUCAGAUCAUUUCUGCCGCAAACGAUGGCAUCGCUGUGUGCCAAAUAAGUAGUUACCGUGAUUUUUUUUAAAUAACAUAAAUAUUUAUAUCGUUUUUUCAAACAAGAUGGGCUUAGACAGCUUUGAUUUCGUGGUUUUAAACAGUUUAGUUGAUGACAAUGCUCCAAUCGAGUGAAUGAGUUUGAUAGAUCUCAGUACUGUUACUUAAAGACGGGACCACUGCCAAUGUAAGCAGGUGACUUUUUGUGUGUGUGUGUUUUUUUGUUUAUUAAAUGACGCAUGAGCCUUAUAUUUUCGAAUAAAAGCUUUGAUAACAAA